This is a messenger RNA of Cololabis saira (Pacific saury), 1730 nucleotides long. It is a transcript of the gene pabpn1, whose product is annotated as poly(A) binding protein, nuclear 1. The transcript has 7 exons. Lineage: Eukaryota; Metazoa; Chordata; Actinopteri; Beloniformes; Belonidae. Gene Ontology annotation, molecular function: RNA binding. The record is from RefSeq and is a predicted model, not a curated record. Bases 355 to 1206 code for a protein of 283 amino acids.
CCGCCCCCCUGGCUCCCCGCUCUGAAGCGAGCAGACGCCGCCGCUCUCGCCAACUGUCCUCGCCUUUUUAUUUUUAAAUACACAUUUAAGUGAACAAGACACGAGUCUCUGCCGUAAACCUGGAACUCCGCGUAACCGGGAUCGCGAAACUUAAGUUUUAAUCUAAUCGCGCUUGGGGGGGCAGUUUGAGCGGUGACUAGAUCUGAAAGAGCAGCGUUUUUAAUCCCCUUUUUUAACUUUGCGAAGCGGCGUUUUUUUUUUUUUCCGCCGGUUUUUGUUUUUUUCUCCCCCACCGCGGCCUUGCAGCGCUGCCCCGGCCACGAGGCUCGCCUCGCCGACACCAGGACCAGCGCCAUGGCGGAGUUCGGCAACGGGCUGGCGGACGAGUCCCUGCUCGACUCGGACCCGGGACACCCCGAGCUGGAGGACCCGGGGGUCGGGGACGAAGACCCGGGGCUGGGGGACGGGGAGGCCGCCAUCGAGGACCCGGAGCUGGAGGCUAUUAAAGCCCGGGUAAGAGAGAUGGAGGAAGAAGCAGAAAAGCUGAAGGAACUACAGAACGAGGUGGAGAAACAGAUGAAUCUCAGCCCUCCACCAGUUGGCCCCGUCAUCAUGUCCAUCGAGGAAAAGAUGGAAGCAGAUGGCAGAUCUAUUUAUGUGGGCAAUGUGGAUUAUGGUGCCACGGCAGAAGAGCUUGAAGCUCAUUUUCAUGGCUGCGGUUCAGUAAACAGAGUCACCAUCCUUUGUGACAAAUACACGGGGCAUCCCAAGGGGUUUGCUUAUAUUGAGUUUGCAGACAAAGAGUCUGUUAGGACAGCCAUGGCUUUGGAUGAGUCCCUUUUCAGAGGAAGACAGAUAAAGGUGGGAGCCAAGAGAACAAACAGACCUGGCAUCAGCACCACAGACCGCGGUUUUCCACGGGCUCGGUUCCGAUCACGAGGAAGCUUCUCUUCGCGUGCACGCUACUACAGUGGCUACACACCACCUAGAGGCAGAGGACGGGCCUUCAGGUUUCAGGACCAGUGGAGGCUGACAACCCCUCCCCAGGUGGGACCGGCCCCCCCCACUGUCUCCGCAGCGUCUCUCUCUCUUUCCGCUCCUGCUAUGCACACUCACCCCAUCCUGUCGGUGUGGGGGGGCGGGGGAGGGGGGCAGGGCGACCACCGGCCCACCACGGGGGGCAUUUACUACAACAGCAAACGCUGACGAUGCUUUUAGACCUUUUCACUUUAAAUAUUAAACACACACAUUGUCAAAACAAACAUACAACACCGUUCCAACACACCGCAGUACAGAUGGCACUUAACAGGCAGCCAAAACAUGAUUUAUAUACGACGAGACGAAGCCAACACAGCCGAGCGGCAGAGAAGCGAGUUAACACGAGCGAGGGAAGGCCAGAGCAGAGACGAGGGCGAUCUUUGGGGCGUAACAGAGCUGACCUUAAGGUGCCCCCUUUCUCUGACGACGCGCAGUGCAGUCACGGCCUGUCCGAGGAGGGCUGAUCAACUAACAGCAUUGAUUAAUAAUCAAACGGAGUGGGCUGGAGCUGUUUUAGGGUGGGGAAAGUCAGGGGGUGGGGUUUGUGAGGAGACUUUUUGUUCUGUUUUUGCUUUUUGAGAAAAAAAAAAAAAACAAAAGAGUGGGUUUGAAGAAAUGUUUUGCUUUUAUUUUUAUUUUUAAUCCAUAAGUCUGUAAUUAGGAGGAAAAAAAAUAAAGACAUUGUGUAAAAA